This is a messenger RNA of Candidula unifasciata, 1289 nucleotides long. The record is from the annotation of a GenBank genome assembly. NCBI's taxonomy places the organism in Eukaryota, Metazoa, Mollusca, Gastropoda, Stylommatophora, Geomitridae.
GGUUCAGCAGAUUCAAACUAUAGCCAGCCAUCGUCAGACAUUUCACUGGACGAGGAGAAGGAAGCACUGAGGCGGGAGACUGAGAGGCAGGCCUUGGCACAGUUAGAGAAAGCGAAGACAAAACCGGUGGCAUUUGCUGUGAGGACAAAUGUGUCCUAUGAUGGGUCGGCAGAUGACGAUUCUCCAGUUCAUGGAUAUGCUAUAUCAUUUUGUGUCAGAGAUUAUUUGCACAUAAAAGAAAAAUUCAACAAUGACUGGUGGAUUGGCCGGCUGGUAAAGGAAGGCUGUGAUGUUAGAUUUAUUCCCAGCCCUGCCAAGUUGGAGAAUCUCAGAUCGGUGUCUGGAGGUGGCCGGCAAGCAAAACUUUACACAAGCAAAACUAAUUCAUCUUCCAAUAUUGACAACCUUUUGAAUUCCUCGAAACCUUCCAACUCCAGAGGGUCCACGCCACCUACACCAGGUGUAGAUGAGACCCAGAAUGGAGUGGACAGCAAUGUUGGGGAAGACAGUGACAGUCUAGGAAAUUCAAAGUCCAGCAAAACCAGUAUAACACCCCCAACCAAGGAGAAGCGGAAACCUUUUUUCAAAAAGUCUGAAAGCGCCCCUCCUUAUGAAGUUGUGCCUUCUAUGCGUCCAGUAGUUCUAAUAGGUCCUUCCCUCAAGGGGUAUGAGGUUACUGAUAUGAUGCAGAAGGCGUUGUUUGACUUCCUCAAGCACAGGUUUGAAGGCCGAAUAAUCAUCACAAGAGUUACUGCUGACAUCUCUUUGGCCAAGCGAUCCUUGCUCAACAACCCCAGUAAAAGAGCAAUCAUGGAGAGGACAAAUCCUCGAGCCUCCGGCUUAGCCGAGGUGCAGGCGGAAAUAGAGAGGAUAUUUGAGCUGGCCAGGGCCCUGCAGUUGGUUGUGUUGGACUGUGAUACAAUUAACCACCCGUCCCAGCUGGCAAAAACCUCGCUGGCUCCAAUUGUGGCCUACGUAAAGAUCUCUUCACCAAAGGUUUUACAGAGACUGAUAAAAUCCAGGGGGAAGUCACAGUCUCGAAAUAUGAACGUCCAGCUGGUGGCGGCUGACAAACUGGCACAGUGUGCUCCGGAAAUGUUUGAUGUGAUACUUGAUGAGAACCAGCUGGAUGAUGCCUGCGAGCAUCUCGCCGAGUUCCUGGAAGCCUACUGGAGGGCCACACACCCACCUGGCAUGACCCCGCCCUCUCCCCAGAGCCCCAACAGGGGUCCCUCAGGGUCAGCUUUGUCCCGCCACAACACAGUCUCGGGGAGUCAUAUGACACAAAG